AUGUCGUCUCAAGAUGUGCCAAACGACAUCAUUCUGUUCCAUUACACCUUCUCUCCCUUUGCAAAGCGAAUUGUGUGGUAUCUGAAGCUACGCGGCAUCCCCUAUGCCGAAUGCAUCCAACCCCUCACGCUGCCACGACCCGAUCUGGCCGAGUUGGGCAUCAACUAUCGUCGCAUUCCUCUACUGUCCAUCGGACGAGAUGUCUACUACGACACACGAUUGAUCCUGGCAAGAUUAGAGCAGAGUUUCCCAGCAUCUUCGUCGCAUCCACCUUUAUCGACGCCCGAGAACAAAGGGCUUGAAGCUUUGCUCGAGAAAUUCACGGUCGAUGCGGGCAUCUUUUCCAAAGCGGCGCAGUCGCUCCCGCCUGAUUUGCCGACCAUGAAGGAUGAGAAGUUCAUCAAGGAUAGAGCCGAGUUCACGGGCACUAGUUGGUCGCAAGAGGCUCGUGUGAAGGGGUACCCGGAGGCAUUGGCACAUAUUAGACAUGCAUUCGAUAUUCUCGAGGCUUUGCUCGCAGACGGAAGACAAUGGAUUGGAGGCACAGACAAAGCCAGCUUGGCAGACAUUCAUGCCGCUUGGCCAUUCAUUUGGAUCGGUGAUAUGCUUCCCAAGGAGUCGUUCUCCAAAGAUCAACAUCCCAAGACAUGGGCUUGGUUAGGCCACUUCAAGAAAACGGUCAAGGAAGCAGAGAAGUCUUCCAAGACAAUCUCAUUAGACGGUCAGGUUGCAAUGCAACACAUCGUAGCCGCAUCAUACCAUGAUCAGCAAACCGGUGUCGACGACAGAGAUCCUGUCAAACUCAAGGAAGGCGAUCUUGUCCAGCUUUGGCCCACUGAUAGUGGUUUCCGUCACAAAGACCAAGGCCACUUAGUGAAGUUGACAAAGGACGAAGUAGUUCUUGCCAUACAAACCAAGAGUGGGGGCAAGGAAAUCAGAGUCCACGCGCCCAGAUGGGGCUUCAGAGUUGACAAGGCAAAGGCCCAGCUUUAG
This is a messenger RNA of Aureobasidium namibiae CBS 147.97, 993 nucleotides long. RefSeq lists its product as uncharacterized. NCBI's taxonomy places the organism in Eukaryota, Fungi, Ascomycota, Dothideomycetes, Dothideales, Saccotheciaceae. Bases 1 to 993 code for a protein of 330 amino acids. The transcript is spliced from 2 exons. The record is from RefSeq and is a predicted model, not a curated record. Gene Ontology annotation, cellular component: cytoplasm.